This is a messenger RNA of Wyeomyia smithii (pitcher-plant mosquito), 4685 nucleotides long. RefSeq lists its product as uncharacterized. Bases 339 to 4658 code for a protein of 1439 amino acids. NCBI's taxonomy places the organism in Eukaryota, Metazoa, Arthropoda, Insecta, Diptera, Culicidae. The record is from RefSeq and is a predicted model, not a curated record. Gene Ontology annotation, biological process: protein phosphorylation; meiotic sister chromatid cohesion, centromeric; mitotic spindle assembly checkpoint signaling. Gene Ontology annotation, molecular function: protein kinase activity; ATP binding. The transcript is spliced from 10 exons.
GAUUUGUCGUCAAAUUUUAUUCCGUAACCAUGAACGAUAGGCGUGAUCUAUUUCAUCUGAGUAUAACAGCACGUUACUAGGACGAAAAUCUAGUGUAUCUGAAAGAGUGCUGCGAUCAUUGGAAGUGAAAAUUGAAAAUGAUUGGCUGUAAUUUUCGAAGAAUUUUGCUGGGGAAAAUGACUUUUAUCAGCACUGCUUGAUAGUUUCAAAAUCUAAAUCUGUGGAGCGUGUGACCUUAGGCACUGACAUAUUCAGUUUUUGGGCAAUUACAUCUUUUUGAACAUCUGGCCACUCUGCAGCACUUUCUCUUUAAAUUUUCGUAUCCUAACCGAAAAUCAAUGGAGGACCUGGAAAAACGAAAAGAAAAUAUUAAACCAUUACGAGGCGGACGAAAUGUAAAUCAAUUGAAAAUUGCGUUGACAUCGGAUUCACAAUUUGAGAAAGAAAAAAGAUUCUUUGAAGAGAAAAUAGAGAAGUAUAGUGGAUCUGAUCCUUUACAACCAUGGUAUGAAUACAUUUGUUGGAUUGAACAAACUUUUGUAACAAAAACUAACCAUGCAUCAUUAAAUAAUAUCCUUCUCCAUUGCAUUGCAAAAUUUGAAAAAGUUGAACGAUACCAACAGGAUCGACGUUUUGUAAAAUUGUGUAUAAAAUAUAUUGACACACAAAGUUCACCGCAAGAAUUGUAUGAAGAGCUAUACGAGCGUGGUAUUGGGACACUUUGUGCAGAAUUAUAUAUUGCUUGGGCCUACUAUUUCGAUUCAGAAGAUAAUUUUGAUCAGACUGAAGCUAUAUAUCAAAAAGGAUUCGAUGCUGGGGCGUCACCUAGAGAAGAUCUAAGUUUAGCCCACAAGCAGUUUAGUUUUUCCAUGUCGCAGAGAUUACUUCACAAAGAUGAAUCAUCAAAACAAAUGUUCAAAUUAUCGUUCGCCGAAAAAAGGCAUGCACUAACAUCACUUAAAAUGCAAAAUACGGGUACAAUAGGGAGCUUACGAACAGGAAUUGCACUGCGACACAAUAUGCCGGGAGUUGUGAAUCAAGAAACAGAUUUAUACAAUGCAACACACAGUACAUCAGUAUAUAGCCAAGAGAAUAAGGGUUCUGCAUUGUUAAACAAGUCAAAUACUACAUAUCUGGUCAAUUCAAAUAGGAACCGCGAAAACAUUUGUGAGCCUGGUCCAUGGUCUAAUAAAAAAAACAAGCGGGGACCGUUGUUUGGUAAACAUAAUGAGCUGUCUUUCUAUAUAGCAUUGGAUUUUAGUAAUCAAAUAACCUGUUUAAAAGAAGACAAUCUUUGCAAAGGAAUUCAAUUGUCGCCAAAUCACAAACGCCAUAAUAAUCCACAGCGACAAUUUGUAAUUACGGCAUGUGAUGAUGACAAACCAUCCGGGUUUCCUAUGUAUGACAAAAUUUGCUUGUAUUGUCGGGCACCAGCAGAAGAUUUUAGUCCAGAAGAAUGUUAUGGAUACCAAUAUAUCAAACGACAUGGCAUCAAUCUUCAGUUUUUCAAACAGUAUAAAGAUAUCUGGGACAAUGGAUACCAUGUCAAGAUACGUCUUCAUCCUUACCAUGUACGGGAGUAUGAAUGCAAAUCUUCGAUAUUGCAAACCAUGAUUUGUGAAGAAGCACUUCAAGCAAAUAAAUGUACGGGGAACCCUCUGGAUAAUGAACAAUAUUCCAUAGAAGAACAGUUGUUUCGUAAAUGGAAAGACGAUAGAGCUAAACACCAUGUCAGCAAUCAUCACAGUGAUGGUAUGUUGGGAGUACAUAUAGACGAAACGAUUAUUGAACCUAAAAGAGUUUCAAUUGCACUCCAAAAGGACAGUACAAACUUAAUGGAUACAAGUUGCGGAUUAGAAACAAAACUUUCAACUAAGUCACACCAACCUGAACUGAACCAAGAAAAACACAAUCAAUUUGACCAGAUAGCAAUUCAAAAUAAUAAUUCGUUUGAUGUGAAUUAUUUUGGGGCAAUAUCUGAAUUAGACACUCAUAAACGACUGAAUACGAGAUCGCCGGGAAAAUUGAAUAUGAAUACAAAAGCACACCAGAUAGAGGCGUUAGCAGGAAGUGGGCAGAUGCUAAUCAAAGCUACGACACCUACUGAUACCGAUAAAGCUAAAUGGAAAAAUAAAACAUCAAUAAAACCAGAUAACGAUAGAACAUCUCAAAAUAAGGAUUCAUUCAGUUACUAUCCCAACGACUUAUGUUCAGCGCAAAUCUUUAGCAUGUUCUUGAAAUGUCAAAGUACUCCAUUAAAACGCAAUAAUACCACUCUCACUGAAAUAUCAAUACCACGUCAAUGCUCGAAGUAUGAAGUCAGUGACCUGCCAGCAAAGUUCCAUGCAAAACCUGAACAUCAGAAAACAACUGAUUUGAUAUGUAUUUCCAAGCAGUUGUCGACGAUAAUGGAGCGAUCAGAAACAAGUGCAAUGUCUGUUGCCUGUGGUUCCAAAUUCCAUGAAUCCCCUCAGAACAAUUCUGCUGUCGAAGCCAUUACUGCAGUACCAAACCAGUCAACUGAACAUAUCGAUAAUACAAUGAAUGAAACAGUUAUAACUGAGGUGGAACCUAUGAUACAAACGAACAAUCAGAUGCUUCCAAAUGAACCUAACAAGAAAACUCAAUUUUCUUGCCAGAAUUUUAAUGAGAAUAUUCAACAAAAAAGUAUUAGACCGGUAAACGUGAAGCCUAGUGUUGAAAGUGUAAACUUUUUUGAAACUCAUUAUGAAGGUUCCGAAUUGUUGGAAAAAAUAAAUGCUUUCCCCGAGCAAGUUUCAGAUGUCAAUGAGCUGUCGAAAUCAAAUGACAACACAGAUAGUUACGUUCAACAAUGUGAUCAUUCAAUAAAUUCACUGUUAUCGUGUAAGGUUAGCACAGAAAAUACUGAUAACAUUGCACUGCCUUUUGUGAAGUUAGGAGAAAUAAACAAUUUGGGUAGGCCCUGCUCACAGUUGAAUAAUGAUAAAUCAGUUAAUAAGAUAUUUACUGAAACACUAACAUCUGAAGCUAAAAAAACAUCCAUUGACGAGAGCUGUUUGAACAUUCAUUACGCAGACAUCAAGAACAGUUCGUCCUUCGAUCUUGUUGAUUGUUUAAGAACUCCUCAGAAGUGUGACCUUAGAACUUGCGACAGAAGUCUAUUGGUAGCACACAUCAAAACCUCACAUAACAUUGAUUCACCGUCUAGAUUAUUAAAAAUUAAAAAUGUAGUAGGGGCUAUGAACGUAGUUGAACUGCAUUCCCAUGAUAUAUGGGGUUCUACAGAGGACAUGAAUACAGAGAUAUUCUCUAUGAAUAUGAAUAACAUAAUCAAUUCAACUUUACUGCCAAUUCUACCCAGUACCAAACAGGACAAUUCAAAAUGUUUUAGUUAUCCGCAAGCGUUGAAUGAGGACAACGUAGCUCGAACCGCGUAUAUUAAUAACAAAACCUUGACACCAAUUUUGCAUGCUGAAUCAGCGAUCGAACUAGAGUAUGAAGAUCUAAGUAAAAGCAUUUAUUUCAAAAGACUGCCAUCUUCUGUAGAAGUGAAACAGAAGUGGGAUGAAAUUGAUGAGAAUUUCAAUCCGUGCAACAAUCAGUAUUUGAAAAAAGAGAUAGAUCUUGAUGAAACAAUGCAGUUUAUCUACCAGCAAACACGAGAAGCUGAAAUCGAUCCGUUUGAAACAAAAUUGAAAGCAGCCUUUUUAGAACAAAUAAAUUUUAUGAAUUAUAUUGAAGAGUUAUCUACAUGCUCACUGGUAAACAAAAUUCAGCCAUUGUCUAAAGGAAUGGUAGAAGAUGUUCACGGUACAAAAUUUUCAGUUAUUAGGAAAAUCGGUGAAGGAACUUUCGGUACAGUAUACUGCGCUAAAAAAAUGUCUACUGGUGAAGUAGUAGCGAUGAAACAAGAGCGACCAGCGAAUCUCUGGGAAUACUAUAUAUGCUUGGAGCUGAAAAGCAGAAUCAAUCACGUUGACAUUCUUUCCGGAUUCAUGAGUGUGGAUUAUGCAAUCAUUGGUAACAACGCUAGUAUUUUGAUAUCCCGAUUGUCACCUUUUGGUAAUAUCUUGGAUGUUUGCAAUGUGAUUAAAAGAGUCACAAGCAAAAACGUCGAUGAAUUCAUUGCUAUAUUCAUCACCACUCAAAUUCUGACUAUUGUAGACCAUCUGCAUAGUUGUAUGAUUAUCCAUGCGGAUAUCAAGCCGGAUAAUUUUCUGCUGAUGAAACCAUUGAGCUUAGGAUGCAGCACACUUUCUGUGCAGUUAAUUGACUUCGGAGUCUCCAUUGAUUUAAAGCUUUUUCCGAAAAAAACGGCUUUCAAAAAGGUUGUUAAAACAGAAAGUUUUACUUGUAUUGAAAUGCUUGAAAACCGCCCUUGGACGUUCCAGCCAGAUCUAUAUGGUGUUGCAGGAACAACGCAUGUGAUGCUGUUUGGAAGAUAUAUGGAGGUUCAGAAAGACAUGGACAACUGGUAUAUUAAAACACGAAUGCCACGAUAUUUUCGAAAAAACUUGUGGGAUAAUUAUUUUUCAACCUUAUUGAAUAUAAGAGAUUGUGAAGUAAUGCCCAACCUUCAGACCCUAAGAAAUAUGUUGCUAUCAGAAAUAAAUGACAAUAGUAAAUAUUUUCGUGAAAAGCUAAACGAGUUUAAUCAAACACUUUUAUCAUUGUAAUAACGAAUACAUCGAUAUAUUCAAAAA